AUGAUUGCAAGUAUGUAUGGCCCUGUCGGUAAGUUGUCUUUUCUUUAGAAAAUGGAAUCGUGGGUUUGAAGGGUGAGGAGGCAACUGCUUGAGUGUAUUUUUUUUUUCUUUUCAUCUUGAGAAAUCGCUUGAAAUGAAACUUCUUGGAAACAUACAACUGCUUUUUCAUGAGAAAUUUACUUCACUCUCAUUACCUCAUAGCCAAGCUGACUAUGUCUAAAGAAAAUAAUUUUUUUAUAUACAAAAUAUUUUCAGUUCGUAAUAAAUAUAUCAAUGAACAAAUAAAUACUUUCAUUUUUUCCUGAAUUGUCAUAGUUACAAGAAAAAUGAAUGAAAUAUUCCUGUGAGACCCUUGAUGCUUCAAUGUUCUUUUAACAAAAUGUUAUAGGACUUUUUCACUUAUCUGACUGAACUUUAACACUCCUCCUGUCCACGAAGUUUGUUGCAGAGGGACGAAAGCAUGAUGCAGGUAUGCUUGCUGAGUCUCACCUUUUGGAUGAUCUCCGUCAGUAUGCCUUCAACCUGGCUAGACAACCACUUUGUAUUUACGGGGAUCCUGCUUACCCCAUCCGUGUUCACCUUCAAUGUCCAUUUAGAAAUGGAGUUUUAACCCCACAGAUGGAAGCUUACAAUACUGCUAUGAGCUCAGUGAGAACAAGUGUGGAGUGGCUCUUCAGAGACAUAAUCAAUUACUUCAAGUUCCUGGACUUUAAAAAGAACUUAAAGUUAGGACUGAGUAGUGUGGGGAAAAUGUACAUCGUCAGUGCUAUUCUUAGAAAUGGGCUAACAUGUCUGUAUGGAAACACAACCUCAGAUGUUUUCCAGUGUAAUCCUCCCGACCUUGAAAUUUAUUUGGCAUAAGUGCUACAGUUUAGGCUAACUGUUUUGAAAAUCAUCUUUAAUAAUUCAAGCAUUAUGGUUUUAUGGUGUAAAUUAGCAACACAGCAAUGAAACCAAGAGCACUUACACAUUCUCAGAAGUUUUGCUGGAUUUAAUGAGAACUGUUGGAAACAUGUUGGGGUCACAGCAUCAGUUCUCAAGGGUGACAAACCUCAACAUACUAUGUAUACCUCAAGACUUUGAUUAUUUUUACGACACUAGAUUCUGUAAAGGCAUAUCACACUUGCACUUAGAAACUGUAUGUCAUGUAAUGAUUCAGUCUUAUAAAAAAUACUGUAGAGUUGAUCUCACAUAUGACUCCUGUUAAAAUCCUUUCGCGGUACAACCCAGGCUCAGUCCUUCGCACUUCUUUCGCCAUAUACGCCCCUUAGGUGCUCUCGCUUGAUCUGCGGGAUUGCGUUUAUAAAACAGACUUACACCAUCGAGGUAAAAAGCCACUUUGGAAAUCCACACAUCCGCAGAAUAGUUGCCCUGUACUUGUUUUGCGAAUAUCCUGCGUUUCCUUUGAUCGUUUUUAGUCAUCAGGCUCUUUUUGCGUGCUUGUAGAUAGUAAUAGCCGUUUUCAUUCAAACAUCGCCGUACAGUUCGAUCGCUUACCUUCUUCUUACUCAACCCGGCUCUCUGCAUUAACCUUUUCGCGCAAAAAUUUCCUUCCUCUUCCCUUAAAACAGGAAUACACCGCAGUAGAUGUCUUUCAUCUCGCAUAGUCAGUUUUUUCAGGCGCCCACCUGGAUGUUUUACAGGCGUUCGUGUACAAUGUUUCCGCCCUCCUAUCUUUGUUUGCUUCAACCUAUAGAUGGCAGCCGCUGAAACUCCUCUUUUGCUGCUAAUAUCCUAAACGGAGACAUUCUUAUCAUGUACUAAAUAUGCAAUGUAUGCCCGUUCCUCAGCGCUUAAAGCGCGCGUGAAAACCAUGGUCAGCGAAAAAAAUUCAAGAGCGUUCACGACUGACGAUUUGAAUACAAUGCAACGUACAAAAGACUUUUUUAGUGAUUAACUUCUGUGCAGUCACUAAUUUCUCAUCAAUUAUCUAAUUAACUGUAAAAUGUACCUAAUAUAUAAAGGAGAGGCUUAUAUAACCACGCUACAUGCGUCAAAUCCACAACUUCAGUGAAACACAAUCCCGGACAAAACUACUUGAGAAUUUUUACCCCUCCAUGCACACUAUCCAACGCAACAACACUAUUUCAACAACAACUGAUUUGCGGUACCAAAUUCCCCUUCCCCCAGGUCAAUGUUGUUUCCUACAAAUGUCUAAGGAUCAGGGUUGCUUUAGAACACACAACAACAUUGCUUCCAAGGGGGGGGGGGAAGGGAGGACGCGAUAUUGCGAGAAUGUUAGGAAAAAUGGUCUGAGAAUGUGACAUUUUCUCAACAGUUUUGUCGAAGAUUGUAGCUCUGCGGUAUGCGGUUUUUCAUUAUUUUGGCUCACGGUAUUCAGUGAAAUAAGACUGUUCACGGUAUUACGGUACCGUUUAUUUGCGCUUUCCUUUCCAUACAAUGCGCAAAACAAAACACAGUAGGACAUAAAGGUCAAUAAAAGUUAAUAUUUACAAGUCUUGAGACAUAACAGUAAAUGAUUACACCAUUUGUGGGUCAUUUUGAGACAGUUAAUGGUCGAUAAUAUACAACAUGAUUGUUGUUGCAUCCAAUAACAAUGAGUCGUCUCGAGUUACCUUACCAGGCUUUUCGAUCUGUGAACCUGUGCCGGUAAUUCAAGGACCUACACGUUUUCUCACAAUGGCCGAGGUUGCUGAGGUUGAAGACGGCGUGGUCAUCAUUGACUGUGUGGCAAUCGUUUGUGAAGAGGUCGAAGGAGGCGAACAUUAUCGCGACAAGAAUAAGUUUAGAUGUCGGGUUUCGAGAAUUGAAAAACACCUUGUAAAGUUAAACGAGAAAAUCUGGUAAGUUUGCCUCUUACCGGCGCGGCGUGUGAGAAGGUCGAGAUAGUUAACCUUGUGAGAGACUGGCGUGCUAGACUAGACCCACUUAUCAAAACUCGCUCUAGACGUGCUUAAAAAGGGUUUUGGUUGGUUUGUUUUUCGCGCUUUCAAGAGUUAUUUUCAGUGGAGUUAAUUAAUUAGCUGUUGGGUCGAUCUACCAAAAGGUUGAACGAAUGUAGUUUACUUUUCAGUGAAAAUUUGCGAACUAGCAAAAUAUUACAAAAUCAUGGAAAUCUGGUGCGUAAAUGCCUGGGAUAAUUAAACGCGCUACAUGGUAACAACCAUAAGUAUGGGGAACCGACUAUAAAUGUGAUUAAAAUAUGCGGUAUUGGUAUUUCGACGAUUUUCGACCCGGUAUUUCGGUAUUUGCCAUUUUUUCUUAUGGUAUUGCGGUAUUGGGUUCCCCCCAAUGUCCCCCUCUUUACAGCCUACAAAACCUGGACUUGCCGUGUGACUUGUAUCCACGUUUCGACCUCCAAAACCUGACUGAAGAUGAAUGUUUGGCCGAAUUUCGGUUCAGGAAAACUGAUAUCCCAAGGCUUUCUCAGGCUUUGCGGAUUCCUGAUGUUAUAAUUUGUCACCAAGGGACAAUUUGCGAAGGAACUGAAGGACUAUGCAUGCUUUUGAAGCGGUUGUGCUACCCUUGCCAAUACAGCGAUAUGGUCCACUUGUUCGCUAAGCCGGUUCCUGUAUUGUGUAUGAUUACAAAUCAAGUUUUGGAUUAUAUCUAUCAAGCUCACGGCCACCGCAUUCUGCAGUAGAAUCAUCAGCAACUAAGCCAAGCCAAUCUUGAAAGAUUUGCCGAAGUUGUUCACCGAAAAGGAGCCCUACUUAAUAAUGUUUUGCUUUUGUUGAUGGGACAGUUCGCGCUAUUUAUAGGCCCGGCACUGUCAACCAGAGGUUGCUUUACAAUGGACACAAACGUGUCCAUGGAAUCAAGUUUCAGUCUGUUGUUACCCCAGAGGGAAUGAUUGCAAGUAUGUAUGGCCCUGUCGGUAAGUUGUCUUUUCUUUAGAAAAUGGAAUCGUGGGUUUGAAGGGUGAGGAGGCAACUGCUUGAGUGUAUUUUUUUUUUCUUUUCAUCUUGAGAAAUCGCUUGAAAUGAAACUUCUUGGAAACAUACAACUGCUUUUUCAUGAGAAAUUUACUUCACUCUCAUUACCUCAUAGCCAAGCUGACUAUGUCUAAAGAAAAUAAUUUUUUUAUAUACAAAAUAUUUUCAGUUCGUAAUAAAUAUAUCAAUGAACAAAUAAAUACUUUCAUUUUUUCCUGAAUUGUCAUAGUUACAAGAAAAAUGAAUGAAAUAUUCCUGUGAGACCCUUGAUGCUUCAAUGUUCUUUUAACAAAAUGUUAUAGGACUUUUUCACUUAUCUGACUGAACUUUAACACUCCUCCUGUCCACGAAGUUUGUUGCAGAGGGACGAAAGCAUGAUGCAGGUAUGCUUGCUGAGUCUCACCUUUUGGAUGAUCUCCGUCAGUAUGCCUUCAACCUGGCUAGACAACCACUUUGUAUUUACGGGGAUCCUGCUUACCCCAUCCGUGUUCACCUUCAAUGUCCAUUUAGAAAUGGAGUUUUAACCCCACAGAUGGAAGCUUACAAUACUGCUAUGAGCUCAGUGAGAACAAGUGUGGAGUGGCUCUUCAGAGACAUAAUCAAUUACUUCAAGUUCCUGGACUUUAAAAAGAACUUAAAGUUAGGACUGAGUAGUGUGGGGAAAAUGUACAUCGUCAGUGCUAUUCUUAGAAAUGGGCUAACAUGUCUGUAUGGAAACACAACCUCAGAUGUUUUCCAGUGUAAUCCUCCCGACCUUGAAAUUUAUUUGGCAUAA
Molecule: messenger RNA, 4671 nt
Organism: Porites evermanni
Lineage: Eukaryota; Metazoa; Cnidaria; Anthozoa; Scleractinia; Poritidae
Source: the annotation of a GenBank genome assembly